Messenger RNA from Populus euphratica (Euphrates poplar), 1055 nucleotides. RefSeq lists its product as uncharacterized. The transcript has 7 exons. Gene Ontology annotation, molecular function: ubiquitin-protein transferase activity; zinc ion binding. Gene Ontology annotation, cellular component: membrane. Bases 128 to 877 code for a protein of 249 amino acids. The record is from RefSeq and is a predicted model, not a curated record. Gene Ontology annotation, biological process: protein ubiquitination. NCBI's taxonomy places the organism in Eukaryota, Viridiplantae, Streptophyta, Magnoliopsida, Malpighiales, Salicaceae.
CCACUCCCCCUCUCUCAUGCCAUCUUCCUCCACUUCGAGAGAGAGAGAGAGCGACACGAACCAGGAAGAACUAGAGAGAGAAAGUAUAAAAACAUCUUUCACAUUAUAGAGAGAGGGGUGGGGAGAGAUGGUUGAUGAUUUGAUGGUGUGUGUAGACAGAAUCAUAGUGGCCUCAAGUUGUUUUGAGCCAGUUAAUAAUGGAGAAAGAGAAAGAAAUGGUAGUGAUGUUGUUGGAGUUGAAGUAACAAGUAAGGAUGGUAAUGUGAAAGAGAGUGUUGGUUCUGUGAAAGGAAACGAAGAAGGGUCUUCAUGUUCUUUGAAGAAAGUAGAGAUGGUUGAAUGCAGGAUAUGUCAAGAGGAAGAUGAGGUUCUUGCUUUGGAAGCUCCUUGUUCUUGUAAUGGCACCCUCAAGUUUGCUCAUAGAAAGUGCAUUCAGAGAUGGUGCAACAAAAAAGGUGACAUUACCUGUGAAAUCUGCAAUCAGGUUUUCUCACCAAAUUAUUCCCUUCCACCAGCCCGCAGCAAUCCUGAUGUUAUAGCAAUUGAUAUAAGGCAAGCAUGGGGCCACCACAUUGAUCUGCAUGAUUCUCAUCUUCUAGCUCUUGAACAUCAAUUGCUGCAAUCAGAGUAUGAGGAUUAUGCUGUCACUAAUACAAGCAGCCUUGCUUGUCUUCGUUCUGUUGCUCUCAUUUUGCUUAUAAUCUUGCUACUCCGCCAAGCUCUAAUGGUUACAAGGGAUUCAGGGAUGGUGCAAGAAACGUCAUCAUUCUUCGGUUUUCAGAUUUCGCUUCUUCAAUUCGCUGGUUUUCUUUUGCCAUGCUACGUGAUGGCCCGCUCUUGGUACAUUGCACAAAGCCGAAGGAGGAGACAUGGUUAAGAGAGGCAUGGUUUUUGUGCUUUUGCGUCUCUUCUUGCCUCUGACGGGCAAAGCUCUUUUGCCCAUGGCAAUUUGCCAUGUUGUAUUUAAAGUAACAGCUACCAAAAUGGUUGAAAAGAACAGCAUUGGAAAGGCAUUUAAGUAUUAGGGUUUACCGAAGCCACCUAAGAACUCAAAA